Molecule: messenger RNA, 1158 nt
Organism: Penicillium taxi
Lineage: Eukaryota; Fungi; Ascomycota; Eurotiomycetes; Eurotiales; Aspergillaceae
Product: SOS response-associated peptidase
Exons: 3
Coding region: 1-1158 (385 amino acids)
Biological process (GO): DNA damage response
Molecular function (GO): single-stranded DNA binding
Source: RefSeq, a predicted model, not a curated record
AUGUGUGGACGCUAUGCUUUAGGUGUCCAAAUGGCAUAUGUGCGACGGUCACUCCAAGAUAGAGGAAUGCCAGUAGACGACACACCAGAAGAUGACGAAGUACGAGAAACAUACAACUUAGCGCCGGGCAACGUUGGUGCCGUCUACAGAGCUGACACCCCAGAGCCAAGCUCACAACCCGAAGAGGAAAACAACGAAGACAAAAAUGAGGAGCAAGAUGCAACCGAGAAGAAGAAUCAAAAACCAAAAUAUAAGCUCCAAAGUAUGAAAUGGGGUCUCAUCCCAUUUUGGACCAAACGCCAACCGAACUAUGGUUCCACGAUGCGAACAAUCAACUGUAGAGACGAUUCACUGAUCGAGGAUCGCGGCAUGUGGACUACUAUGAAGCGCCGCAAGCGAUGUAUUGUUGUCUGUCAGGGAUUCUACGAGUGGCUGAAGAAGGGACCAGGAGGCAAAGAGAGAAUUCCGCAUUAUGUGCGCCAUAAGGACGGCAGGUUGAUGUGCUUUGCAGGGCUGUGGGACUGUGUGUCCUACGAGGGCUCGGAGGAGAAACUUUACACAUAUACUGUCAUUACGACUUCCUCAAACCCCUACUUGAAGUUCCUACAUGAUCGCAUGCCUGUCAUUUUAGAUGCGGGUUCUGAAGCUAUGAAAAAAUGGCUUGAUCCUAAUCGGAAAACAUGGUCGAAUGAUUUACAUAAUCUCCUCAAGCCGUAUGAAGGCGAAUUGGAAUGCUAUCAGGUCUCGAAAGAGGUUGGUAAAGUUGGAAACAAUUCACCUGACUUCAUUGUUCCGGUAGACAGCAAAGAAAACAAGAAGAAUAUUGCGAAUUUCUUCGCCAAUGCCAAGAAGAAGGAAGAUAAAAUUGGCUCUACAGUUGAUAUCUCUCCAAAAAGAGAGCCGGAGUCACAGAGAACUGAGAAUAAUGAAAAGGGCGAAAAUGAUGCAGACCAGCCCAGUUCACGAGGAAUUAAGCGAGAACAUACACCGGAAAGUCUGGGUAUCAAGGAGAAUGACAAGAAGCAGAAGAUACAACCCUCCCCCUCGCCGCGAAAACGAGAGAUGCGAAGUGCUACUCAUAACACUCCCAAGAAGAAGCUUUCUACGACCAAACCAACAGAUGGAUCACAGCAGAUUACAAACUUUUUCAAAAAGUAA